Molecule: messenger RNA, 1393 nt
Organism: Rhododendron vialii
Lineage: Eukaryota; Viridiplantae; Streptophyta; Magnoliopsida; Ericales; Ericaceae
Exons: 2
Coding region: 672-1205 (177 amino acids)
Molecular function (GO): nucleic acid binding; zinc ion binding
Source: RefSeq, a predicted model, not a curated record
UGAAUAAUAUAGUUCUAGAAUUUGCCUAUGCGCUCAAUAGUCGGCCCAAAGGAAGACUUUUGAUUGGCCAGGCUCAGUUUAUAUUGUUCAUAUUAACUAGCCUUAUUGGUGAGAAGACCAUUUGCAUGUUGUAAUUACUGUCCAAAGACUUGGUUAUGAUGAUGCGUUAGGUUUCUCGAAAGGGCCCACCAUUACAGACACAAAUAUCAAAUUUUAUUCUAUUUGUCUAAUUGUUUGCCCCUACAAUUAGACCAAAUUUUGCAUGAUAAUUAUACUCAGGUUUUCUUAUUUUUAUCAUUGCACUAAAGUAGAUGGAUAUUUGUUAACUGUGAGCUUUUCUUUUAUGAUGUUAUAGUGAAUGCAUCUUCUAUAUCUGCCAAUUUGAACAACAUUCCAGUUCUUACGGGUUCCAAUUUUGCAAAAUGGAAAGGGCAUGUUACAAUCGUUCUUGGGUGUAUGGAUUUGAAUUAUGCACUACGUGUUGAAGAGCCUCCUAAACUCACUGAUAAGAGUACAGCUGAUGAAUGGUUAACCUAUGAAAAGUGGGAGCGCUCUAACCGUAUGAGUCUUAUGAUAAUAAAGCACUCUAUCUCUGAGACUAUUCGAGGUGCAAUGCCUGAGGAAGAGAAUGCCAAGAAAUUCCUAAGCCAAAUUGCAGACCGAUUUGUUGCAUGGAAAAGGUGGAGGCAUGUACGCUUCUUAGCAAACUUGUCACCAUGCGGUAUAAUGGCAAAGGAAAUAUAAGGGAGUACAUUAUGGAAAUGUCCAAUAUUGUUGCAAAGAUGAAAGCACUAAAGUUAGAAUUCUCUGAAGACAUCCUUGUGUUCCUCGUUUUGAUUUCACUUCCUACACAAUUUGGUCCCUUCAAAAUCAAUUAUAAUACUCAAAGGGAGAAAUGGACUCUUAAUGAGCUCAUUGCUCAAUGUGUGCAAGAGGAAGAAAGGAUGAAACAAGAAAGGACAGAAAGUGCUCACUUGGCUACUCAUUCUCAUGGCUAUUCAGGCACUAAGAAAAGAAAAUUAAACCCUAAGGCUAAUGGAACUGCAGAUGUUGGGACUUCACAGACAACUUUGCAACAGAUUCAAGAUAAAGGUGUUCACUGUUUCUUUUGCAAAAAGGUUGUCGGUCAUGUGAAGAAGGAUUGUCCCAAAUAUCACAAGUGGCUCGCAAAGAAAGGGUUGUCUAAAGAGUCGAACACCCAGUGAUGCUGAAAGUUUCAUUUAUAUGGGAGAUGACAAUAAAGUUCGUGUUGAGGCAAUAAGAGUCUAUAGACUUAAAUUAGAAUCUAGUUUUUUAUUUGAAUUUGGAUGAGACUGUUUAUGUACCGUCAUUUAGACGGAAUUUGAUUUUUGUUUCUUUUUGGACAAAUCCGGUUAUACUUGUUCAUUUGGUA